AUGGGGGAAAUCAGCGAAAAUUUCUGUUUAAGCCUAUUUUUUGCUUUUACAGUGUUUGUUCAACUGAAAAGUUAUGGUGCUGCAGUCGAGGACGGAGAUGCUCUUUCCUUGGACACCUCGAUUACUGGAAAUCAGACAUUAAUUUCAAAGAAUGGCACAUUUGAAUUGGGGUUCUUCAACCCCAAAGGAACCAAUAACUGGUAUAUCGGCAUCUGGUAUGCCCAUAUGACAGAGAAGACGUUCGUUUGGGUGGCUAACAGAGAGACUCCAUCGAGAAACGGGUCCGGCGUUUUGAAGCUGUCAAAAGGUGGUCAUCUGGAACUGUUCGAUGCAGAGGGCGCGUCUCUUUGGUUCGCCAACAUAUCAAACAAGGCCUCCCGAGCCGUGAUAUUAGAUUCUGGUAAUUUCUUAAUUCUCAGUGAUGACAAUAAAUCUCAAACUAUUUGGCAGAGUUUCGACUAUCCCGUGGACACCUGGUUGCCAGGGAUGAGGUACGGUGGACGCCAAAAGCUAGUCUGUUGGAGAAGCUCUUUGGAUCCUGCUCCUGGGCUUUUCUCCCAUCACGUGGAUAGUGAUACAUCUGGGUCCAGACAAUACGUGCUAACAUGGAACAAUUCUGUACAAUAUUGGGCUAGCGGAACUUGGGACGGCCAGUUUUUUAGUCGCAUUCCAGGACUUACAGACAACGGCUUCUACAAUUUUACCGUUGAAAAUACUAAUUCUGGUUUGUAUGCCACUUAUACAUCUAAGACUAUCCAGAAAUUUCGUUUUGUCCUAGUUAAGUCUGGAGCAAUAGAACAAUAUGCUCAGCUUGAUGACGGUAAAUGGAACAUGUUCUGGUCUCAACCAAGAGAUCAAUGCGCCAUAUAUGGUUUGUGCGGCGCAUACGGAAACUGCAACUCCAACAAUGUUCAGUUCUGCAGCUGCGUGGAAGGUUUCACCCCCAAAGACACUCGCGCCUGGGAUAUGGGAGAGUCGUGGUCCAGUGGCUGUGUUCGGCAGAGCCCCUUAAACUGCAAUGCCAAAAAUGGCAGCACGGACGGAUUUCUGGAGCUGAGCGUCACGCUGCCUGAUGCUGAUUCCGCUUCCUCAUACCCUGCAGCCUCAAAGCAAGAUUGCGAGAAAGCCUGCCUCCUCAACUGCUCGUGCACUGCGUUUACAUUCACUCCGUCUUCAGGACUCUGCCAAAUCUGGUCCGGAGAUUUGUUAAACAUGCGUAACUCUCUUUCAUCUAAAAGCAAUUCAAAUGUUUUUGUUCGAGUAGCUGCGUCUGGACUUCCGAAAACCGAUAAAUCGUUCUCCUCCAAACGCAUAAUCACAUUUAUUGUUGGUGUUCUCGCCGUUGCAUUGGGUAUCUUCUCAAUUUUAAUGUGGUGGAGGCAUCGACAGAGGCAUUGGCUACGAUCUACGGAGAGGUGUGCAGAUACCUCAGACCCCUUUCUAAGAAUGUUUAGCUACAUGGAGUUGAAGAUUGCAACUAGGAAUUUCAGGUCUAAGUUGGGGAGCGGAGGAUUCGGCACGGUGUUCAAAGGAUCUCUGACAGAUAGUACCCUUGUGGCCGUAAAGAAAAUGGAGGGUUCAAGACAAAGUGAGAAGCAAUUCCGAGCAGAAAUCAGUUCUCUUGGACACAUACAACAUGCGAAUUUGAUCAGGCUUCGAGGGUUUUGUGCAGAAGGGUCGAGAAGGUUUCUGAUUUAUGAUUACAUGGCCAACGGCUCUCUGAAUUCCUUUCUCUUCACAAGUAAUUCCAAAAGUAAACAGAAGGCACUCGACUGGAAGAUCCGAUUUGAGAUCGCGUUAGGCACCGCAAGAGGAUUACUUUAUCUCCACGAAGAAUGCAGAGAUCGCAUCAUUCACUGUGAUGUUAAGCCAGAAAAUAUUCUGCUGGACGGUAAUUUUUCACCGAAGUUGGCCGAUUUCGGGUUGGCAAAGCUUGUGGGUAGAGAUUUCAGCCAGGUCCUGACCACAACAAGAGGAACGAGAGGAUAUUUGGCUCCAGAGUGGAUCUCCGGUCUUCCCAUCACUCCCAAGGUUGAUGUAUAUAGUUUUGGUAUGACGCUCUUGGAAAUCAUUUCCGGGAGAAGGAAUCUUGAUCUAAAUGUGAAAGAUUCUAGUCAGUAUUACUUUCCAGCAUGGGCUGCAACUCAAAUUUACAACGACAACAUAAUUAAUAUGGUGGAGGAGGGUAUUGCAGAAGAGAGAGAUUUUGAAGAGGUGAGAAGAGCAGGUAUUGUAGGGUUGUUAUGCAUUGGAAGGGAUGAGGAAGUGAGGCCAAGCAUGAGGCAGGUGGUGCUAAUGCUGGAAGGGAAGAUGCAGCCUCAAAUUCAGCAGAUUCAAAGCUCCAGGGUCGUGGACAAGAAAGCAGACCAAAGCGACACUGACAGCGGUAGCGACUGCUGAUGUUAUUAGAUAGACUAGUGUAUGCGGGGCUUUAAACUU
Molecule: messenger RNA, 2439 nt
Organism: Cryptomeria japonica (Japanese cedar)
Lineage: Eukaryota; Viridiplantae; Streptophyta; Pinopsida; Cupressales; Cupressaceae
Product: G-type lectin S-receptor-like serine/threonine-protein kinase At2g19130
Exons: 1
Coding region: 1-2400 (799 amino acids)
Biological process (GO): recognition of pollen; protein phosphorylation
Molecular function (GO): protein serine/threonine kinase activity; ATP binding
Source: RefSeq, a predicted model, not a curated record